GAAGAGAAUCGGGGUCCACAACAAAAUCGCUUAAUCGCUUUGCGCCACCGUCCGCUGCGCUACGGGAACGCAAACGGAACCGCGGCACCUGCUCUCUCGUGUCUUCCGCGAGAGACUCAGCUACACUCGGCGCUCGUCUCACGUCGAUGUGUGUCGUGUUUUCAUAACCCCGGCACAAUUUAACUGUUUUUUCGUUAAUUACAUCAAAACUAUCAAGUGACAGCUGUCAAUAGGCAUCGUUCAGAUUGUUUUACGUGAUAAUUGACUACUGACAGUGUGGAUUAAGGAAAUUAAUCAAGAAAAAACAUAUCAAAUUGCUAGUUUUCUAGUACAGACAUUUAUAUUUUAUUGGAGUACAAAGCGGGCCUAUUAGGGCCCGAUUUUACGUUUAUUACUCAUCAUUACGUCUUUUCUACGAGCUGAUUUGUAUCACGGGUCAUGGUAAGGAUUUAGUAUCGUUCGUACUUACCACAAUAUUAUUUUUUUGGAAAAUAAUUUAAUUAGUCAUGGAUUCUGCACGUUAUUGGAGUGCUCACUACAGCGGAGGGAUGGCCGGGCAGCACUACUGCCUGCGCUGGAACAAUUACCAGUCAAAUAUGACGUCUGUUUUUCAUCAAUUAUUACAAACGGAGGCCUUCGUAGAUGUUACCCUGGCCUGCAAUGAAGCUUCAUUAAAAGCGCACAAGGUCGUCUUGUCAGCGUGCAGUUCAUAUUUCAAAAAGCUUCUACUGUCAAAUCCAUGUAAACAUCCAACGAUAAUUAUGCCACAAGAUGUUUGCUUCAAUGACCUCAAGUUCAUCAUCGAGUUUGUCUACAAGGGCGAGAUUGACGUGUCACAAGCGGAACUUCAGUCAUUGCUGAAGACGGCUGAUCAGUUGAAGAUCAAGGGUCUCUGCGAAGUACCGGAAAGUAAGGAAGCACCAGCAACUGUCAGUUUAAGCUCAUCGCCAAGAGAGUCAGCUGCAUCGAGGUUCAAUUACACCAAGUUGAAGAGGCAUCAUCCAAAGUAUAAACGACCACGAACGACAUUUGAGCCAAGAGCUACGAGUACUGACUCAAGACACUACGACAGAUACAAAGAAGAAGAAAAUAACGAUAGUCGUGGAUUUAAUUGCGAAAACGAUAAAGAGAAUCAUCGGGGUGACUGGCAGACAGAGGAUGAGGAGUGCGGAGAAGCAGCAGUAGUCCUGGAAUCCUGCCAACGAGACAGCAACAACGGUAACGGCACAAACAACAAUAACGGUGACAUGUUCUGUCAUACAGGGCUAGGUCACUAUGGACAUCAUCCAGAUCCCGGAGAGGUUGAUUUACCACCCGAGACACAGCCAACACCACCAAGUGCUACGCUGGUUGGCACAACUAUUACACACCUCAGGGACUCCGAUAAUCAUUCGACAGAUAUUCAAAAUUGUGACAGCGUCAAAAUUAAAUUUGAAACGCUUCAUACGAUGGAUUCAUCGGACACGAUUGACAUAGACAGUCACAUGUCAGAUUGUGCAAGUGUUAGCUCGAAACAUGCAGCAGAGGGUGAUAAUAUGAUGAUGAUAACCCCAGAGCUGUUGGGACUUAUGCCAUCUGGGAGUUCUGUUCAUUCAAAUUCUGGCGAGAAUAAUACCCGAAGCCACUCUGGCGGAUCUGGACACCAUCAUGGUUCUAAAUCUUGGACUCAGGAAGAUAUGGAUGCUGCACUAGAAGCUCUGAGAAAUCACGAUAUGAGUUUAACAAAAGCCUCAGCAACUUUUGGCAUACCAUCGACAACUCUUUGGCAACGUGCGCACAGACUAGGUAUCGAUACUCCAAAGAAAGAUGGGCCAACAAAAUCGUGGAGCGAUGAGAGUUUAAAUAAUGCCUUGGAGGCACUACGGACCGGCACAAUCUCUGCAAAUAAAGCUUCCAAAGCAUUUGGUAUACCUUCUAGUACCUUGUAUAAAAUUGCCAGGAGAGAAGGUAUUCGAUUAGCUGCUCCGUUCAAUGCGAGUCCUACCACUUGGUCACCGGCAGAUCUCGAUAGAGCUCUCGAAGCAAUCAGGUCAGGACAGACUUCGGUGCAAAGAGCUUCCACUGAAUUCGGUAUACCCACAGGAACACUUUAUGGAAGAUGUAAGAGAGAAGGAAUCGAAUUGAGUAGAAGCAAUCCAACUCCUUGGAGUGAAGAUGCAAUGACUGAGGCACUAGAGGCUGUUAGGUUGGGUCAUAUGAGCAUCAAUCAAGCGGCUAUUCAUUAUAAUUUACCAUACUCUUCUCUCUACGGACGUUUUAAAAGAGGUAAAUAUGAGGAGCCAGUCGUCAAUGAAAUGUCUCAAGAUGGAACAAGUCCGCAUUUUCAUCAAAGUCCACAUCAUAAUCAUUCGUCCUCCCUUCCUGAUCAAAUGCCCUACCAAGGUAGCUGAAAUUUACCUCUUUACUAGGCUUUUGUCCCUAGCUUUAGCGCUCUCGAUCUCAGGAUGUCUUUAAUUUUACGUUAGUGAAUCUCUCAAGAUCAUCGACGUGUAAUUAAAUGCGAUCAUGAGACACGGACAGCGUCGCGAGAAUAAAUCUUGCAGUAUUAAAACAAAAAAAUAAUGGUAAAAAAGAAAAAUACAAAUACGUAUGAAGAUAAAUAAAAAGGGUAGCGCAACAAUACACUGUUAAUUAAGGAAAAGUGUAUAUGAUUGCGAUUACUUCAUUAAUUCUUGUUAAGUGCGGCAAAAUAAAUUUCAUGAAGUUUCAUUUGCAUAAGUUAAAAAAAAUUUGUACAGACGGAACAAAGUUUCCGUAAAAUUUUGUAUUUUAACCAGGUAUAGUUAGCCCAGGGAAGUAAUUAAAAUAAAUAUGAAAAUAAAUAGAAAUAAAAAAAAUAUUCUGAAAAUUGUCCGUACUAAUCCAAUGACUGUUUUGGUAUUUAAGAAAAAGAAACAAUCAUCGAUAAAUAAAUAUAUAGAUACAAUUUAAUUAAGAAUGUCAGGGACAUUUACAAAGAAUAAAAAAUACAAAAAAAAACAAUCAAUAUUGAACAAAUAAAUUAAUAA
Chelonus insularis is the source of this 3008-nucleotide messenger RNA. RefSeq names its product protein bric-a-brac 2 (gene Psq). The record is from RefSeq and is a predicted model, not a curated record. Gene Ontology annotation, molecular function: DNA binding; protein binding. Bases 507 to 2390 code for a protein of 627 amino acids. Lineage: Eukaryota; Metazoa; Arthropoda; Insecta; Hymenoptera; Braconidae. Gene Ontology annotation, cellular component: nucleus. Gene Ontology annotation, biological process: regulation of transcription by RNA polymerase II. The transcript is spliced from 10 exons.